This is a messenger RNA of Lymnaea stagnalis (great pond snail), 8979 nucleotides long. Lineage: Eukaryota; Metazoa; Mollusca; Gastropoda; Lymnaeidae. The record is from the annotation of a GenBank genome assembly.
CACUAGGUUUCAUUAAGUAAACAAACCAAUGGUUGAAAUACGUGUCAGAGUGAGUAGAUCGUAAACUCACGAAGGAGACAAUGGGAUUUCUACACCAGCUGUUGUCGUAAGACUAAUAAUUAUUAACAUGCUGAGGCUUUUUAUAAUAUUCCUCGCUUUGAGUUUCAUUUUGGGCAUUAAAGAUGGACUUUUUGACACCGAAGAUGAUGAUGUGUUGCCAUUAAACAACGAAACACUACAAAAUUUAGUCAUACAGACCAAACCGAACAAUAAAGUUUGGGUUGUAGAGUUUUAUAACAGCUGGUGUGGUCAUUGUGUAAAUUUCGCACCUGUCUGGAAGAAAGUAGCUACAGAUUUGAAAGGUAAGGAACUUUUAACUAUACAUUUUAUUCUUAUAUUAAAUUAGGAUAGGGCAUUGUCGGUAUAGAUGAUAGAGUAGAUAGACAAUGGGCUCAAUGGCGAGUAGGAGGCCAGGAAGUCUGAGGAAGUGGUGUACUUAAAAUAAGACAUGACAUAAGUUGAAUGAAUACCUAGUGGCUAUUGGGACUGGGUAUCAGAAGUGAGAGGUUGGGAUUAAAAAAUAUUAAAAAUAUUAUUGUUGGCUUUGUAAUUGUAAGACAAAAUUUUGUAUCAAAUUAAAUGAAAGAUAAUUGAAUGGACUAAAUCAUCACAUAUGAUAAUAUGUUUGUAAACUUACUUCUUCAGUUUAACUAAAAUAAACUACUACAAAUGACAUAAUAGCCAUUGCAUUUAGUCUAAAGGGACCCAAGUUCAAAUAGCCUAAGUUGAAAUGAAAAAUGUAGGGGCUAAGCUGCAGGCUAAGCAAAAUAACACUAAAUGACAACUUCAUUAUAACCCUCUUGAGGGUGAGCUUUGUUGGACUUUUAGUCCCAAAAGACUGAGCCCUUUUCUGAUUUCACAUUUCUGCACUUGCUUUGAUAAAUAUUUUUUUUUAAAAUUAAGAAUUAAUUUAGUAACAUAAAACUUUAUAUUCUCGUAGGAAAUUGAAUGAAGUGUAACAUUUAGUAACAAUCUUUAUAAAUCAAACUAAAAUCUCAAAAUUUAUUGUAAAUGAGAUAUUUUGAUUUGCAUCAUAAAUAAUACAUUUUAAAUAAUUUUUUUACACCUAUAAUAAUCAUGUCUGACUUGCAGAACUUAAGUGAAUUUUCUGAUAUUUGAAGUUAGGCUUAUAUAGGUCAUAACAAAAAUGUGAAUCAAUUUGAAAAACUGCAUAAAGUAUUUAUGCUUGGAUCUCUUGGUAAAUAAAAAAAAAGAUAUAAAAUUACAGAACACCAUAAAUUAUCAACAGUAGCUGCUAUUAAAACUCAUAUACCUGUAUGAACAGGCCAGCCUAUCUCAAAGCUUGUAUAUUAUUGGGCAGAUGGUCUUUUUCACCAUUUGACUCUUGGGCCAAUAGAUCAGCCCAAUUCUCUCAAGAGGGUUAAUUAUCAUUCUUUAUUCAUAUGAUUAUUGAAUUUACUUACUAUAUAACUUACUCUGAAUACCUGUAUUAAGUUUUAGCCAAAGGGCUUACAAGUUUUACUAUAAAUUAGCAUGGAACAUCUCGGGAACAUCUAUUUUAGCCCUUUUUUUAAACAAAAUUUGUAAACCCUCACAAAUUUGUAACAUUUGGCCUACUCCCCCCCCCCCCAACUCACCACAAAUUUGAUACAUAUGUCGCACACUUUUAUCACACAUUGCCACAAAUUCUCCUCACCCCCCCCCCCAAUAAGUGAGAUCAUUUAUCAUGGAUGGCCCCUUUACAUAUUUUAUAACCUAAUAAUUGACUAUAGAUAGGCUAGCGCAAUAAGAUUUUGAGGGACAUAGUCAUAGACACAUCAAACAUGUGAAAUAAAUUUAUGUCUGACCGAGUAUAGUAAAAAAGCAAAAUGCACAUACUGUGAGCUCCCCUGUAAUGCUGAUGCUCUAGCCUCUCUACACUUGACUAGUGAAAUUUGCACAGAACAUUCUGACAUGAAAUAAGUUGAAUGUCUUAGGUAACCAUAGAUAAUAUCUCUCAUUUUUAAAAACCUCCCAGAUCAGGUAGCUUAAAGUUAAAUUGAUAUUUAAAUAAUGAACUCAUUGAAAAAAUGUUUUGUAUCUUUCCCACCAUGACAUACACCUAGGAACAAACUCGGGUGAAUCCAGGCAGGAAUUGUACCCUGUACCUAAUAAAAAGAAAUUACAGAUAAAAUGGGGAAUAUGCUAUGGUACUUUCUUUAAUUAAAAAAAAAUUUCAUAAACUAAAAAAAAAAAUAACUCUCUUUCUCUUAGUGAAAAUCAGAAAUGGAUAGUAUGUUAACUAAGAUAGUACCAGUAACUAGACUACUCUAUAGUCCAGUUAAAUUUUAAACCCAUGCCCACAUGAAACAUUUUAUAGCAACCAAAUUAAUGAGGUAAUUUUCUUUUUCAAAGUAAGCAACUCACUGUUAACAGUUUUUUUUUUAGCAAAUGAUUGAUUUCCAAGCAUAUCCUUUAACCUUCACAUUAGCUGACAACAGAAACAUGUUAAAUGUUUUUUUUUAAUAGGAUGUCUCUAAGAUAUUCUGAUGUGCAUUCAAAUUGAAUUUCAUUUAGUUUUAUUUUUUAAAUUUACAUCCAUUGGCAUAAGAAAUAACUGUUUUAUUAGUCAUUUAUUAAAGAUUUCAUUCUAGCAAUAAAUUUUUCUUUUUUUUUAAUGACCAUUUUAUGAUUAGCAUACAUUGGAGUGGGGAAAAACAUUUUUUUUUUACUUGCUGCAACAUUUUAAGUAACCUCCAAAUAAGCCAAUAUGAACACAUUUUUUAAUCUGGAAAAACAAGUUACAAAUAAAUGUGUAUAAAAAUUAAUAGCUGUAGCUUGUCCAUUUUUUGUAAUUAAUUGCUUUCAUUAUAUGAAUUUAUAAAACCAUUUUGUUUUAUGUUAUUUUUAAAAAUAAGAUGUAAUAUUACUCCCCCCCCCCAUUUGAACAUCCGUUUUGUUUCAGAGUGGCGUGACAUAAUAGGAAUUGCAGCUUUAGACUGUUCACAGAAAGUUAAUCUCGAGGCAUGCAGGGAUUUUGAAGUGGAAUAUUAUCCAACAAUAAAGGUAGUUUUUACUUUAAACCAAAAUAUCAUCACUGUUUUAUAGAUUUAAAGCAAUAGUUGUGUUCUAUGUACCUUUGAUGAAAUAAAUAUAAUAUUAUAUGUAAUUAUCUUAAAAUAUUCUGAAAAUGAAAUUAAUUAUGCAAUUGUUAUAGCAAAUUUAGCUUUCUCUUCUUUCCCUUCAGAUUUUCCCACCUGUUUACAGUUCAAAGCGAGCUAAGAGUGGAAUAGAACUUAAAGCUCGGGAACUAAUUGGUAUUAAAACCAAAUUAUUUGAGGUCCUGGCAAACAACCCCACAGAUUCAUGGCCAAAUCUUAAACCUUUAGCGUAAGUUUGGCUUGUAACAUAAAAUAGUUUCUAAGCUUAUUUUGUCUGGAAAAUAAACAAAUACAAAAUCUUAUAUUUUUAUACUUUAAAAAACUUUUUGAGUUUAAAAUCCUAAUCAUAUAGGUGGGAAAGUUACAUUUUUAAUAACUUGCUAUAGUUUGUUUUUUGGUGAGGAAAGAAAUUUUUGCAUGUAUAUUUAAUGAUAAACCAAAUAUCUCUUACAGUAAUAUUGAAGAUAUUUGGCAGGAGAAAAAAGACUCCCACAAGCAUGUCUUACUUAUAUUUGAGGAGGCUGAUUCAAUCCUAGGAAAAGAAGUGAGUUGCAUAUAUAUAUGUUAUGCCUUUUAAGAAAGAAUCUAUUAAAUUUGAAGAAAAGAGAUGUUAAUUGAAAUGACUUUACAGUUUAAAAUAUUAAAAUUGUAGGCUUGAUUUUUUUUUUAGGGGGUUUUUUGGGGGCCAUGUUUACUUUCACCGGAAAUGUUUGGUCAAGCUGUGAAGCUUGUUUUUUUUUAUGGAGAAUCAACUGUUUUCCCAGUCAUCAAGCAGUCCCAGCUCUCAUGCAGCCGGUGAUCUUAACCUAAAAGUAAAUAUAAUAUUAUUGAUAUUUAAAAUUGUAUCAUCAAAAAGACAUUCGUAAAAUCUUCGUGCAGGUUAUGCUAGAUGUGAAAAGUCUGAACAAUGUGUUGCUCAGAACUAUGGUGAAGGAUUCUGUGACCAAGUAUGGGAUAAAUAAAUUUCCAAGCCUAUAUAAGGUCAACCAGGACUCCACGUACACAGUUUUGGCAGUGUAAGUAAAAUAGGAAUAACUGCUACUUUAUACUAGAAAUAGAAUGCUAAUGUAAGUCUCAGGACAACUGCUACUUUACUAUAGACUAGAAAAAGAAAGCUAGUGUAAGUCUCAGGACAACUGCUAAUUUAUUAUAUUUCUAGUACUAGAAAUAGAGUUAUAAGGUAAGUCUCGGGACAACUGCUAAUUUAUUAUAUUUCUAGUACUAGAAAUAGAGUUAUAAGGUAAGUCUCGGGACAACUGCUACUGUACUAUAUACACAAUGGUUACAAGGGUUUUUAUUUUAUUUGGGAAGUAAUUUGACAGAACUAAUGGUAAUAGAAUAUUUUGGAAUACGGAGCAACUUAAUGUUUGGCUCAACCUGGAAAGCAAAUUUUCAAGUUGGUGAGCGUAAGAUAAUUCAACGAAAGCUCUUCCCCCCUCCCCCUUUUGAUCCAAUGAACUUCGAACAGACUUUUGGUUUUGUUGUUUAUGUUUAAAAUUUAAAACAUAUUUUUUCUUGUCCCAAAAUGACCUUUUCAAAUUCUUCCAGGGGUAUUAAGAGCAAUGAUGAAGAUCGUAAGCUGUUUGCUAAGGUAAUCCAAGGGCUUUCAGGGGGAGCCAAACUGAAGCAGCCAACUGGAGGAAGUCAGUCUAAGUUGCAAGAGGUUGAAGGUCAAAGGGAUGGUCCUUUUCCUAAAACUAACAGGUGAAAAGUUUAGUUAAUUUAAAAAAAUGGUAAUAAUUUAUAAUGGCAUUUUUUGUUGAUACAAUAAUGUCACUGUUGUUUUUUUUUUUAAAUAGUUUUGAAAAGUUACAUAAUCCCUAAAACUCUAACAAAGAAUUGUUUUUAUUUUUUCAAUUCUCAGUUCAAAGGUCAGCAUGCAAGAUUUGGAGUCGGCCAUUCACUACAGUCUUAGGCAGGAAGUGGCUAUAAAAAAAUCCAUUGAUAAGGAUAGGCUGUCUGCACUUAAGGAGUUUGUCCAUGUCCUAGAAAAGGUAUGUUAAUGUGGCCUAUUUUGUUCAUGUCUUGAUAAAGUUGUAUUAAUAUUUUUUGUCACUUGAUAAAGUUAUAUUAAUAUGUUUUGCUGGUAGAUCUACCGACUGCCUAACUAUUCCCUCGAAGCUGAAUGUUAUAUAAUUUCUAACACUUGCAAUUUUCUUGCUAUUUAAGUAUCUUCCUGGUAGGGAGCCUGUCUUGAAAUUUUUAAACAAAGUCUACAACAUGCUUAACACCCAUGAGGCCAAAAACAUGUCAGGAGAAGAGUGGAUGAAUAAACUGGACAGCAUUCAAGUAAGAUUUAUUACAAUUGAUACUCAGUACACCGUGACACUAAUCCAUGUCCACCGUGACACUAAUCCAUGUCUACCGUGACACAAAUCCAUGUCCACCGUGACACUAAUCCAUGUCUACCAUGACACUAAUCCAUGUCUACCGUGACACUAAUCCAUGUCCACCGUGACACUAAUCCAUGUCUACCGUGACACAAAUCCAUGUCCACCGUGACACUAAUCCAUGUCUACCAUGACACUAAUCCAUGUCUACCGUGACACUAAUCCAUGUCCACCAUGAUACUAAUCCAUUUCCACCAUGACACUAAUCCAUGUCCACCAUGACAAAAAUAAAUGUUCACCGUGACACAAAUCCAUGUCCUCUGUGACACUAAUCCAUGUCCACCAUGACACUAAUCCAUGUCCACCAUGACAAAAAUAAAUGUUCACCAUGACACAAAUCUAUGUUCACCAUGACUCAAAUCUAUGUUCACCAUGACACAAAUCCAUGUCCUCUGUGACACUAAUCCAUGUCCACCAUGACACUAAUCCAUGUCCACCAUGACAAAAAUAAAUGUUCACCAUGACACAAAUCUAUGUUCACCAUGACACAAAUCUAUGUUCACCAUGACACAAAUCCAUGCCCACCGUGACACAAAUCCAUGUCCACCGUGACACAAAUCCAUGUCCACUGUGACACAAAUCCAUAUCCAUUGUGACACAAAUCCAUGUCCAUCAUGCCACAAAUCCAUGUCCACCAUGACACAAAUCCAUAUCAUUUUAUUUUUUGCAGAAUAAGCAGACACACUUUUGUUCUAAAUCUAAUUUUGAUCAGUGUUUGUUGAACUUGCCCACGCCCUGGGCUCUUGCAUGUGGCGCUCCUUCAGAACCUGUGACAAUGUCUGUGGUACUGAUGUCAAGAAGAGAUGCUUGAAAUGUCUUAUCGUUGUACAUAUAAAAAAAGUGCAUGUAGACUCAAAAUGGAUUGUUGCGCCGGUACUAUAAGUGAACAGAAAUUCUUUGUGAGAAGUUCUCUCAUGACCACACAAUACAGCCGUUCAGUGUAUCUCAUGACCACACAAUACAGCUGUUCAGUGUAUCUCAUGACCACACAAUACAGCUGUUCAGUGUAUCUCAUGACCACACAACACAGCUGUUCAGUGUGUCUCAUGACCACACAAUACAGCUGUUCAGUGUAUUUCAUUACCACACAACACAGCUGUUCAGUACAUCUCAUGACCACACAACACAGCUGUUCAGUGUAGAUGUUUGUGAUUCAGUUAUUGAUCAAAAUUAAGCUCCUCUUUUUUUCAAUUAAUUUGUUAGAAUAAAUGUUGGUGUUAUCAAGGUGUAAGAAUCCCUGAGAGUCUGUGUUGUGCCUGAAUGCGUAUCGGAUUAUAGGCUUAGGAAUACCAUAAAGGAAUUGGAUACUAAAAGGGUUAUUACGGUAGUAGUGGUCAGUUGGUCAGUAGAGAAGGGGAGAGCGAGUGGGUAGGAUGCUGACCGGAUCAGUGUAGAAGGUAGUAGAAUAAAAGCUCAUUAAUAAUAACGGCAAAGAACUUUGUGUCAAGUCUUUGUGUACAGUGACAGUGUGUUUAAAUUAUUUGCCCUAGACAACGGAGUCAUGCGAACUAAAUUUGUGACAGGUGUCCUUAUCAUAUAUCAUUAUAAAUAAUACUGAGACAAUGUGGGUUCAAAUAGCGACUGAUUUUAAUAUUGACAUUUGCAAUAAUAAAUAUGUUUCACAAAAUAUGAAGAUACUUGGAAUUAUAUAACACGAAUUUCAGUUGCUAUUAAACUUCUACAUAACAUAAUCUUCUUUUGCUUGAUAAUGUUAUCAACAAAAUCUCGACAAUGUCAACGGUCUCUGUUCAUUCUGCCAUUCUUCUCUCCAUUCCAAAACAAACUCCUUUAUUCAACCAACACUCUGAAUGGCCUGUUCCUCCCAAGUCCCAACACUGUCACACAAGAAAUAUUAACCACAUUACUUGUUCACAUAUACAUGUCUGUGACAGUAGGCUAAGAAUGUAACAUUUAAUUGUACCGGUGUUAAGAAUCAAUAUUCCUUAUUUGAAUUGUUUCUCUCUGAUGUUGUAGAGUAAAGACAGUUUCUUACCUGAGGUGGUUAGAUGGGAGUCAUGUGAAGGCAGCUCUCCCCAGUACCGUGGCUAUCCAUGUGGUAUGUGGACAUUAUUUCAUGUCCUGACUGUUGAGGCCUUCCACCAGAACUCUGGCAACAGUAAGUCAACGUCACAUCUUGCUUUAUACCACAUGUUGUGAACUAGAUUGUUGUGAAAUUCGGUAGGGGGAGUUGUUGAUCGUGAGAGUGUUUUUGUGAGUUUUAAGCCGUGAGGUCAGAUCGCAAAGUUGGUUCGUGGUGUUGCACUUUAGGGUAUGCUGAGUGGUUUUUUUUUCCAUUGACUAAAUUUCUUUCAAAGAAAUUUCUGGUAACCAACAAAGAUAUCUUGUGGCUUGAAAGAAAACAGGAAUAUCUAAAGAAAGCCUAUAGAUAUCUUGUUCCACCAAUUAUUUACUUCAAUGGCUUGAACACAGUCCCCCACAUAUAUCAUCGUAUAUCACAUUUAGCUUUAUAAAGUUUGUUUGCACCAUAUUUUUCAGGAAAAGACAACCCUCAAGAAGUGUUACUUGCUGUCAAGGGCUACAUGGAAUACUUCUUUGGCUGUUCAGAAUGUUCCAGAAAUUUUCUCUCCAUGGCUGCAACCAUUGCAGAUGAAGUGAAAUCCCAUAAAGAUUCGGUCCUCUGGCUGUGGAGCGCGCACAACAAAGCCAACAAGAGACUCCAGGGCGAUGCAUCAGAAGAUCCUGAUCAUCCAAAAGUUCAUUUCCCCCCCGAGCACCUGUGUCAACUCUGUAAUAAAAUGAUAAAAUCGGAUCAAGGAAUGUCCCUGUCCUGGGACGUAGACAAGGUGCUGGAGUUUCUGCUGCAGUUUUACUCUGAAAAAAACAUUGUCUUCUCCAUCAACCUUCUUGGUGCCCAAGAAGUGUUUCGGGAAACCGGCCUAGAUGUCAGGACACUGACCCACCACAAGGUGCUGGAUUGGUGGGAGAAGAAACAAAAUAAGGAUGACCUGAAGCAGGUGAGGCUGUUGGAAGUGUGGAAACUAGAGAAGCGACGGCAUCACAUGAGUGUAGAGGGAAACGGAUCCAACAUGAAGUCGGUCAGUUUCGGCAGUAAUUUUCUCACUGGCUGGGGGCUGACCCAGCUCGACUUGAGUAUGUGUAUAAUAUUUUACGUCAUGAGCACGCUCAUCAUACUCUUCCUGUACUAUCAUUUCAUAUCCAGGAGGAAGCUGUGCUCGUUUAAAUUGUCCAAAAAUAUAGCGUAGCAGAGGGACGACAGUGCGGCUUACGUGAUGAUAGCUAAUUUAUUGUAAGUGGAUAAGGUAUAAUAUGCCAGCUUUGUCAAUUUUUUGCUUUCAGCCUAAUCAUCAAGUUAUAAAUGAUGAAAAUGAAAGUCUUUCUCAUCUGGUAAAUGAAUUAAAUUUCCUGCACAACCAAUUUUGAUCUAAUUUUUAAAACGUAAAAAAAAA